AUGGAUGCAGAAGAAAUUGCACGUUUAAGCGAUGCAAAAUUAAUUGAUUGCUACUUGAACCGUGUUGAUAAUCCUGGUAACAUAUUUAACUCUGAAAAUGUUCUCCUAAAUUACCUACCACACCUUUUCAUACAAAUAUUUCUCGUCGUAGUUGCAACUCGUGUGAUGUUUGGGAUCCUCAAACCCUUACAUCAACCUCAUUUUGUUGCUGAGCUUCUUGCUGGUUUUAUGAUAAACAUAUAUAUUCCCAUAAUGGAUGACACACCCUUUGGAAUGGCACUUUCUGCAAAGGGAAUCCUUGGAUUUGAGACAAUAUCACAAUUGGGUGUCAUCUACUAUGUCUUUGUCACUGGCUUAGAGAUGAAUUUAGACACAUUACUAAGAGCAAGAAAAAAAGCAUCAACUAUUGCAAUUGUUGGCACAAUUAUUCCAAUGAUAUUAGGAUUUGGAAUAUAUUUUUUGGUUGAAAAAUCAUUCAUAAAAAAUGGUGAAUUCAACAAAAUCUCAGCUUAUUUAUUAUGGUCAUUGGUAGUUACUAUCACAAGUUUUCCAGUUGUAGCUCACAUUCUUUCAGAUCUCAAGAUUCUCUAUACAGGACUUGGUAGAAUUGCAUUAACUUCAGCUACAAUUAAUGACUUUAUCAAUUGGGCAAUGUUUAUUUUUUUAAUACCAUUAAUUAUAAAUGGUAAAAGGGGUAUAGUAUCAGUAAUAUUAACCAUAGUUUUUAGUAAUUUUUGUUACUUUGUAUUACGUCCACCACUUAACAAAAUAUUAGAAGAAAAAACUGAAGAAAAUGAGUGGGAUUUGUACCAAUUAUCCUAUGUAUUAGUUGGUGUAAUUGCAUGUGCAACUGUGACUGAAUUUCUUGGUACACAUUCAGUUGUUGGAGCAUUGAUUUUUGGAUUAAUUCUUCCACGUGGCAAGUUUACAGAAAUGUUGAUUGAACAAUCAGAGGAUAUUGGAUCAGGGUAUUUAGCACCAUUGUUUUUUGCAAGUAUUGGUAUGAGAAGUAGAGUGGUUCCAAUUUUACAUGAAAAUUUAUUUUUGGCUAUAUAUAUUAUGAUCUUGUUAAUUUGUGCUAAGAUUGUGAGUGCUAUAAUUGCUACAAGGUUUUAUGGAAUGCCUAUUAGAGAUGGUAUGGCUCUUGGAGUGAUUAUGAAUACUAAAGGGAUCUUAUCAUUGAUUAUACUAAACAUUGGAUGGAGUAGAAAGGUUGUGAGUGGAGAGGCAUUUACAAUUAUGGUGUUCAGUAUAUUUUUUAUGACAGUUGUAGUGGCUCCAGUCAUCAAUGUAAUGUACAAACCAAGAGUGACAUAUGAGCAAAACAAGUUAAGGACAAUAGAGAAUUUGAAAGUUGAUUCUGAGAUUAGAGUUAUGGCUUGUGUACACAAUGUUCGCCAAGCCAAUGGAAUGAUCCACAUUCUUGAAGCUUGGAAUGGCACAAAUGUUUCGCCUUUACGCGUUUUCGGACUUCAACUUGUCGAACGCAAAGGACGUGCAACUGCGCUUCUUGUUGCACAAAUAGACCAACAACAACAGUCUAGUUCCCUCCAAAAUGGUUUACAAAGCGGAGAUCAAUUAUCCGAAAAAAAUAAUUACUCAUCCAACCAUAUCAACAAUGUAUUUGAAGAAUACUCAACCAACAAUGCUAACACACUUGUGGAAAAUCUUGUUGCUAUGUCGUCUUACUCAACAAUUCAUAAAGAUAUAUACAAUUUAGCGUUGCAGAAACAAGCGUCGUUGGUUAUACUUCCUUUUCACAAACAAAACACUGCGGAAGGUACUCUUGAGGUAACCGAUCCCGGCUUCAAAGUCAUAAACCAAAAUGUGAUGCAAGAUGCACCUUGUUCGGUUGGAAUAUUUGUUGACCGAGGUCACCACACAUCGUUGUUCAAGACAAAAAUGCGUAUUCUUAUGAUUUUCAUUGGUGGACCAGAUGACAGGGAAGCGUUAGCAAUUGCUUGGAGAAUGUCAAAGCAUCCGUGGACAAGGCUUACCAUGGUGAGGAUUCUUUUGUGUGGUAAAGUGGCCGAGGUUGACUCGAAGGGGUAUAGUGAAGGAGGAGGACUAUUAUCUACUAUUUUAGAUACCGAAAAGCAAAAAGAGUUGGAUGAAGAGUAUGUUAAUUCGUUUCGACUUACGGCAGUAAACAAUGAAGAUACUAUAACUUAUGCUGAAAGAGAAGUGCAUACCGGUGAAGAUAUUUCGGAAUUGCUUAAUGAAUUGGACAAGGUAGGUUAUGAUUUACAUAUUUUAGGUUAUGGAAGAGGAAGAAACUCUUUGGUUUUGACAAAUUUGUUGGAAUGGGCUGAUUGUCCUGAACUUGGUGUUAUCGGUGACAUGUUAGCAUCAAAUAGUUUUGGUUCAAAUUCUUCAAUAUUUGUUGUACAACAAUAUGGAUUUGGAGCAGUGGACUUCAAAAAAAGUCAUUGUAUUAAAGCAAAGUGUCAAAAUGAUGAUGAUAUUGAAGCACUUUUCCCAAAGGCAGAAUGA
Messenger RNA from Trifolium pratense (red clover), 2493 nucleotides. RefSeq names its product cation/H(+) antiporter 15-like. Gene Ontology annotation, biological process: regulation of pH; proton transmembrane transport. NCBI's taxonomy places the organism in Eukaryota, Viridiplantae, Streptophyta, Magnoliopsida, Fabales, Fabaceae. Gene Ontology annotation, cellular component: endomembrane system; membrane. The transcript is spliced from 3 exons. The record is from RefSeq and is a predicted model, not a curated record. Bases 1 to 2493 code for a protein of 830 amino acids. Gene Ontology annotation, molecular function: antiporter activity.